Molecule: messenger RNA, 1911 nt
Organism: Pteropus alecto (black flying fox)
Lineage: Eukaryota; Metazoa; Chordata; Mammalia; Chiroptera; Pteropodidae
Product: nuclear RNA export factor 2
Exons: 21
Coding region: 7-1911 (634 amino acids)
Biological process (GO): poly(A)+ mRNA export from nucleus
Cellular component (GO): nucleus; cytoplasm
Molecular function (GO): RNA binding; protein binding
Source: RefSeq, a predicted model, not a curated record
GAUACUAUGUCGGAGAGACGGCAGCAACAAAAAUGUGUCCUUCCAUUAAAGAAAUAUGGGACAUACAGAAACGAAGAAGACAAUGAUCGUGGUAGCUCACCUCAAGGAAGCAAGAAAGGUUGGGGUUCUUUCCGAGGUAAUUUUGACAAGAGGAACCCUCGUUAUGAACGUGGUGGAUGCGAGCGUCAGCCUUACCACUUCCAGGAGGAUGAUGGAAAUGAGGGGUUGAGAGCUGUCCAGGAGGAGCCCCGAGUAAGACACACUCCCUAUUCUCUCCAAUGCAACAAGAGGAGAGUGAAAGUGCAUAUUGAAGGCCGUAUCCAGAUUACUGUUUGGAGAGAUACAAAAUCUCUUGAGGGAGCAGUGGGGGAGAACACACAAAAUGGAACCUUGGGGAACUGGUUCAAGAUUACAGUUCCUGGUGGGAUAAAGUAUGACAAGACAUGGCUAAUUAAUUCAAUCCAGAGCCUUUGCAGUGUCCCCUUCACUCCAGUGGAUUUCCACUAUGUGAAAAAACGGGCCCAGUUCUUUGUACAGGAUGCUAGUAUUGCCUCUGCAUUGAUGGAUGUCAGCUACAAGAUUUGUGACCAGGAGAACCGAAAGAUAGCUAUCUUUGUCAAUACUUCUGCGGUACCCUCCUAUGUGCGGAAUAAGUUGGAGCCAAAGGAAAUGGAGCAGUUAAAGCUGACCAUGAACAAACGGUAUGAUGUCUCCCAGAAAGCUCUUGACCUUCAUAAGCUCCGCUUUGACCCAGACUUGGUGGGCCUUGACAUUGAUAUAAUCUUAAAUAGAAGAAAUUGCAUGGCUGCUACCCUACAGAUCAUUGAAAAGAACUUCCCUGAGCUGUUGUCUUUGAACUUACGCAACAACAAGCUGUACCAACUUGAUGGCCUGUCUGACCUUAUACAGAUAGCCCCCACAGUCAAGAUCUUGAAUCUCUCCAGAAAUGAGCUGAAGUCGGCAUAUGAAUUGGACAAGAUGAAUGGCCUGAAACUCGAAGAGCUGUGGCUGGAAGGGAACCCCUUAUGCGGCACCUUCCCAGACCAGUCCACCUACAUAAGUGCCAUCAGGAAAUGUUUCCCCAUGUUGUCACGCCUGGAUGGUCAGAUGUUACCUCCACCAAUUAUCAUUGACAUUGACAGACCCUACUUAAUAAAUCCUUGCAAGGAAAGCCACAAAACAUCUGAGACACUGAAGAAUCUAAUCAUGCAAUUCCUGCAGCAAUAUUACUUGAUUUACGACUCUGGAGACCGACAGGGUCUCCUGGGUGCUUAUCAUGACAAAGCUUGCUUCUCCUUGACCAUACCCUUCAACCCUGAGGACCCAUCUCCAAGCAGCUUGUGCGACUACUUCAAGGAUAACAGGAAUAUGAAGAACCUCAAGGACCCCUACCUGCGGGUUCAGCUGUUGAGGCAUACAAAACAUGACACUGUGUGCUCCCUCUGUGUGUUGCCCAAAACUCAGCAUGACCUCAGCUCCUUCGUGGUGGACAUGUGGUUCCAGACGGAAAGGAUGCUCUGUUUCUCUGUCAAUGGGGUGUUCAAGGAAGUGGAAGGAAGGUCUCAGGGUUCUGUGCGUGCCUUCACCCGGACCUUCAUCGCUAUACCUGCCAGCAGUUCCAGUAUAUUCAUCGUGAACGAUGAGCUGUUUGUGAGGGACGCCAUCCUUAAAAAGACCCUGAGUGCUUUCUCUAUCCCAGUGAUCGCACCCACCUCCAGCUCCCUGAUCACGUUCACCCAGCAGCAGAAGGAAAUGGUGCUGGCUUUUUCCACCCAGUCUGGGAUGAAUCUCCUGUGGUCUCAGAAGUGCCUUCAGGACAAUGAGUGGAACUACACCAGAGCUGGUCAGGUCUUCACUGUGCUCAAGAGCAAGGGCAUGAUCCCAGAGGAGGCCUUCAAACAAAACCCCUAA